Coregonus sp. 'balchen' is the source of this 10452-nucleotide messenger RNA. Lineage: Eukaryota; Metazoa; Chordata; Actinopteri; Salmoniformes; Salmonidae. The record is from the annotation of a GenBank genome assembly.
GACAGUUCUUACAGCUGCAUGUCGCUAAAGGCGUAUCCGUCUCCACCGGAGUUUACUCAGCCGAUAACCCUGCACCAAAAUCAAGGAAAAAUAGACCAAACAUAUUCCGUAUAAGUUGAGUCAAUACAGGAAAGGAAAAUACAUUUGCUAACUGGAGGAGAAUUCUACCAAAGGGGCUUGAAAUCGGAAUAACCAAGCCUGAGACAGACAAGGUAUUUGCAUAAAAUAUAUAUUAUUUUCUUCCCAAAUUGUGUGAAGAAAACAAAUGACUUCUUCCGCUCUGUAAGAAAUGUAACAGUUUGUUCUGAGUGGGCUAUUGACGAUGAUUAGUUUACUAGCCUAUUAUGACGAGUAUGCAUGGUUUCAAAAGUCCUUAUCUGUGCGCGUUACGGUGAGGAUGGGUCGGUGAUUUCAGGUUCCUCGGAAUGGGAGUGGGUGGGGACGAGUGACUCGAGGUCUUUAUCUUAUGUUGCAUCUUUACAUACAUGACUUACAAAUCGCACCUAAAAAGAAGCAGCCUCCCCGAAUUAUUCUCUUAGGACUGGACGGCCAUACAAAGAAAACCACGCAACACCUUGUAAAUGCCUCUGAUAUAUGAACAUCCUAUUUUUGGUUGUAUUACAGGUGUCCAGUGUCAAACACUCCCCGAUGCCUGUUGAAGAAGGAGAGAGACAAGAGGAUCUCAUCGGACUACGAGUGAGGACCGACGUAUAGGAGAUUGACGAGCGAAAAUUCUCUACACAUUUAUGUUUUGUUUUCCACAAUAGCAGGACAUUUUUUUCAGGAGAGGGAGAUUAGUUUUAUAAAAGACAAAGCGGAGGACGGUUCAGGAACACGCUGUCCUCUCCCUAGAGAGGCCCCUCUUCUCUUUUCACCCUGUUUGCCCAACACGGAGAGACCCACACAGACAUGGAUAUAGCGGCUGAUCCGCCUCGGUGGAUGCACCACCACGCCGUGCUGAACGGCCAACACCCGGAUUCUCACCACCCCGGCCUUUCGCACAACUACAUGGAGCCCACCGCACAACUUCUGCCCCCGGACGAGGUGGAUGUUUUCUUUAACCAUCUUGACUCGCAGGGAAACCCGUACUACCACAACUCCGCUCAUGCACGGGCCAGAGUGUCCUACAGUCAAGCUCACGGUAAGACCUCAUUCACUUUCCUAAACAACUUAAUUAUCAGGAUAAAGCAGGAAUUAUCGUAGGCAUAUUCAUGUAUUUUCUCAAAGCAAUAAAAAAUCCGUGAAGGCUCCUUUACGCAUUAAUGUGGGUGGGUUGAAAUACAUCGGUUUGAUAGGCGUAAUAGUUGAACUUGCAAUAUUGUCUGAUAGAGAGCAUGCUAUAAAGCUGCAUUUGCAUGGGAUAACAAAAAUGUUAGGAAGUGAAUGAGACCAUUAAAUGUUGUGGACAUGAGAGCAAUUCAGCUGAUGACAAAAAUAAGGAAAUUAAAGUAAAAUAAAUGUAACUUUCUGGACUGAAGAACUAGUCAAAUAAACAAGGAGUGAGAAACUAUCGAAGAAUAAAUAGCUAAAAGGGUGUCAUGUAUUUGUGCUUGGGUCAAGCGAAAGAGGCUCCAGUGCACUUACCAGACCCCAUGUCUUUGUUACAUCGUUAUCAUUGACAAUAAAGUAUCAAGAUGACUCAAAACGAGAGAAAAAAUAUUUCUGUAGUUAUAGUGUAGUUUUGUCUGAAUACCUGCCAAAUGCAUUUUGUGCCCCUCACGAAUCGAAUAAUUCCUUUAAGCACGCUGCGUCAACAGGUGAAGGACUUCGGUGUCCCAACUUUCUGCAAUCCUAUGACAUCACAUCAUCAAUUAGAGUUGUAACAUUAUUAGCCUGUUUGUGUAUUCCAUCUAUGAACAUAUUAUUCAACUCUGCUUACAGCUCGCUUCGCUGGGGGUCAGGUCUGCCGGCCACAUCUCCUCCAUAGCCCGGGGAUUUCAUGGCUAGAGCCCGGCAAAGCAGCCCUCUCAGCGGCCCACCAUCAUAACGCAUGGGCGGUCAGCCACUUCAGCAAGACCGGGCUGCAUGCCUCAGGCUCCGGGGCUCAUGGUGGCCUAUACCCCUGCAGCAACAACGCCAGCACUGCCUCGGCCUCCUCAUUAACGCCCGCGUCCCAUUCGAGUCCACAUCUCUACAGUUUUCCCCCUACCCCGCCAAAAGAUGUCUCCCCAGACCCCGGGGCCGCCUCUCCCUCAUCCUCUACCCCGAGAAUGGACGAGAAGGAGUCUAUCAAGUACCAAAUGUCAAUUUCUGACGGCAUGAAGAUGGAGGGUUCCAGUCCUCUCCGGAGCAGCCUGGCCUCAAUGAGCGCACAGACCCCCUCCACCCACCACCCCAUACCGACCUACCCCACAUACUCUCUCCCAGCAGCGCAUGACUACGGGGGAAGUCUCUUCCACCCUGGCAGCCUGCUCGGAGGAUCAUCCUCCAGCUUCACCCCGAAAUGUAAAAGCAAAACUCGGUCGUGCUCAGGUGAGUCUCAUCUUAUCUCUAAAAUGUGGAUAGCCUAUUUCAAAAGUUUGUGUUACAGAGUAAAAUGAUGAUGAAAUAAUCAUUUUAUAUUAUUAUUAUUAUUAUUACAUUUACAUCAUUUAGCAGACGCUCUUAUCCAGAGCGACUUACACAUUGGUGCAUUUUAUUAUUAUUAUUAUUAUUAUGACAGAACACAGUGAAAUUAUGUUAUUGGAUAUCGGCUUUAUAGGCUAUAUUUAGGGUAUCUUGGCAUUAUAACAGAUUUUUUGUUAUCUAAGCCCAUAAUUUAGCUAAAAAACAAAUAUUAAAACAAGAAUAAUAUGAACGUGUAUUGAAUUACUGCCAUGCACUCUACAAACACCGUUUAAACUAAAAACUAAAACUUAGGUUAUUUUUAGACCAAACAAUAUAAGAUACCUAUGUAGAUAUAAAUAUAGCCUAAAUAAAAUAAAAAUAUAUAAUAGCUAGCCUAGGAUUUUUAUGUAUAUUUUUAUGAAUGUAUAUAUUAAGGCCUAUGCAUUUAAACUUUUUGUUUAAAUGCAUGCGUAAAUAUUCCCCAAUGUAGGCUAUUCUAUAAGGCUGGUAAUGUUUCUGAAUGAAACGUCCAUGGCAUUUUCAAAACUCCCAGUUUAAUGCAAUUUGAUUUACUCCGUUACCAAACUUUCCAUAAACGUCCUUAGAAAACAGGACAAAAUGGGAUGACAAUAUGCAAUAUCAUCAUAAUUAGCUUUGACGUGGAAGUAGGAGUGGUGUGCAGGGAAUAAUUGGGCUGAGGUUACAUCAUGCAUGUAUGUUGUCAUAACUCCUUUCAUAGCUCUUUUCACACACACCGGAUUCUUUCGUCGCCACAACACAAUCCGCCUCAAAAGAACCAGUAGGAAGCUGUAGGCCCCUACACACUCAUACACCUAAAGCAGUGAUAUCCACAUAAUAGUAAUUCUGUAUGUGAAUUGCUUUGCAUAGCCUAUGGAUCAAGAAUGGUAUCUCAAAAAAAGGACACAAACAGAUAUUAUAGUUAACUAUAAUUAAUAUACUAAUUAUAUACAUAAAAGGUUAUCAAUAACUGUUUAUUUGUUAUGGUGUGGGGGUGGACAGAUACAACAAUAAGAGGUGGUGUGAGGUUAAGCUAUACUGUGUCUCCUUCGACGAUUUUUUUCUAGCCUAAUUUAUGCAACCACGUUUUUAAACAGUAGGCAUACCUUUUCCUCUUUAUCUGCAUGUUUUUUUCUCCAAUACAAAUCGGUAAUAUCAACAGAUAUAUGCCUAAUGUAAUUAUAAUGAUAAUGUAGGCUUAGCCUAAUAAUUAUAAGAAACCAUGCGUAUUGUAAGCUGUGAAGACAUAAAACGAUCCCAGUGUCCCAGGCCUGAGUAAUGUACGUGCGGCCAGGCUACUUUAUUUGGUUGGAAAGACAGGGAAUGCAUACUGCCUCGCUUCAAGCACACACCCAAGCCCUGUCGUUCGGCUGAGCGCGGGCCCGCUUCGGCUGACACGUUUAUUAUCCUCUUUUGUAAACCGCGACUCAAUUACGCUCGAGCUGGCACGCCCUUGAGAACGGUGAACUGGAUACAGCCCGGAGGUGUGAAAAGAAGAUCCACUCGAGCAUUUGGGCCAAAAAAACUCAGUAUUUACAAUCAGCCGUUUCUUUGUUACAUAAUACAGCAUUGUCGAGACUGACAUUUGACGACUCUAGACAGAGCUGAUUGCCCUCAAGCAGCCCCCUAUCUUAUAACCGGCUCCCUUUUACUGAGCAGCAGUAUUAAUUUGUUAGAGAAAGAAAGCGCCAACAAAAAAUCAAUUCACAAUUUUUCAUAACUAAGGAUUAGUUGUCUCAACAUAAACCCCAAGAGUAGUCCUAAAAAUAAAACCCCACAUCUGUCAGUGUGCUAUUAUGGUCAUUCUCAGACAAAGGCACAACUUCCAUCAUCAAGACCCAGAUAGUUGUUUGGCAGUGGAUCCUCAUCACUGAUAGAUUUAUGUGUUAGGGGCUCUCCCUGACAUGCAGGAAUAGACUGUCAUGUUACUAUUAUUUUUUUAUUUGUGGGAAUGUCAAGUAUUGGUGGCUUGCAGGACCAUAGAACGCUAUAGCAUCACACUAUUCUGGUGGAGUCCCUACUCAUGCAUACCUUAGAGGCACUUCCUGUUUGACUAACCCUAAUCCAGGCCCCCUUCCUCUCUCUCUCCAUCUCAGUCUCCCCCUUUUUUCUCUCCCUCCUUCUCUGGCUGUCCAUACUCAGCAUUAUGUGGAGCCACCAACAGAGGCAAAGGCCCACAAGUAUGUUAGUAUUACCUCUACUAGUCUAGACUGACAAUCCGAUCCACAUUAUAAGCAGCACAAAUAUUUCAAAAUGACUACCUUAGUUUGCACUGUGGUUAGGUUACUUUCAAUAAGGAAUGGUCAUCAUUCCUAAGAAUUCCGAUGUAAAGUGAGUCAGAGCAGGCUAUUGUUUAGCCUAUAUAAUGAUGAGCUGAUGAGGCUGAGAGAGGAACAGGGAGAUGUUGAUCAUCAGACCAUCUUUGCCACAUGUACACGCACGCACAGACUCACACCCACUAAAGCAGGGAUCAUCAACUAGAUUCAGCCGUGGGCCGAUUUUUUCUUUAGUGGAUGGUCGGGGGGCCGGAACAUGAUUACAAAUAAUUUGUAGAAUCCAAAUUGACUGCAAGAAGCCCAAACAGAUAUAGUGUUUGCCAAAAACCUUGCUUACAUUUGUAUACGAUCAAGUGUCUGUCUAUUAUGCGUGGGAAUACUUGGGAACAGAUUUCUUAAAUUAAAAUCACUUGGAGCUGAUUUCCUGGUGUUUUUACAGUCUUCUGUGUAAAAACAUUAUUUAUUAAUUUUUUGCUCAGAACACUUUGGGGGCCAAAUAAAACCACCCGUGUGCCAAAUUCCGCCCGCGGGCCACCAGUUGAGGAACCCUGCACUAAAGGUUGUAUAUCUGGGGAGGAAAAUCAUUGCAAUCACAGCAAAAUGUAGAGAAACAUGAGAGACAGCCUACAUUUCACUGUGGGUGUAUGGGUGCCCCUGUCUGAAACAUGCCUGGGUCCCAGCUGACCCAAAACUGACCCAAAACUGACAGGGAGGAACUUAACCAGAUCAAAUGGAACAAAGCCUGGCGGCAGCAUUUUCAUGUUGUUAUUCCAAGAGUCUGCAGAGGGUUAAACACACACUCUCUUUCACACAAACUUCAGACCAAAAAUACACAGCCUUCUCAUAUAAACAGGAAUUCAAGAACAGAACUAGAGAAUAGAACUUAGAAACUAAAAAUUGAUUCUCAAAACUUUUCCCAUGCUUCUGUGCACCUAAUAUAAAAAUAUGCAGUCCUCGCAUAGUUUUUCAGACUAACUAACAUAACAUUUUCAAAAUUGUACAUGCCACUGCUACAGGUUACAUAAUUGUUAUGUAUGAUAAAUGUGUCAUUAGAGUUGACAGGUUAAUUUUAUAAAUGUCCCUGUGGUCUCUCUCCACCUGCAUGCUGCUCAGAGGGGCGUGAGUGUGUCAACUGUGGAGCCACCUCUACCCCCCUGUGGCGACGGGAUGGUACGGGCCACUACUUGUGCAACGCCUGCGGACUCUACCACAAGAUGAACGGUCAGAACCGACCCCUCAUCAAGCCCAAACGCAGACUGGUGAGUACCCCGGGACCACCAAACCACACACACACAUACAUACACAAACACACACACCCACACAAACACAAACACACCCACACAAACACACACACCCACACAAACACCCACCCACACAAACACACGUGGAGUGCGGAGAUGGGAGGGGGCAAAAAAAAGCACAAGGUUGGGGGAGAGGGGCGAGGAGGGCCAUGAUUCCAGGAAAGUUAUAUUUUCCCAAUCAGUUUCCGGGAAUUGUGUUUCCCACUCACCCCUUUGCUCCCGUACACAGGCUGUUAGCGGAGUGCGGCUAUCUGUGUUGUUUCUGCUAUCAUUAUUGCUGCUACUUCUGAUACUGCUACUGAUACCACAGAGCCACAGGCCUCUCUAUCAACCCUCACUAUACAGCUCACGGUGACUGUCUGCUGUGGAGGCUGUAUGAGCGACUGGUGCACUGCACGCUUUGUGUUAUUAAGUCACUUUAUAGGUAAUAGAAGAAAGGAAACAUUGUGUGUUUAUUUUCUCUGUGAGUGAAUAUAUGCGACUGGUGUGCAACACACUUGUAAAUGGAAAUCUCUCUGUCUUUCUCUUAGCCAAAUACUGGACUGGGCCUUCUUGCUGCUUGGCUGAUAUCACAUUGUGUACUUCUCAUCAUGAACUCAUUUCAACAUCAAUGUUGUGUUUUCCUCAGAGGGCAGCAGCCAGGUCAGAUCCAGACUGAUAUAGCCCAGUCACACAGCAGUUCAAUGGACUAUGUAAAUGUUGUCAUUACUGAAAAUAGUCUUUCCAGACUUAAUGUGCUGGUGACUCUAUUGAUUGCAAAAAAUAAAAACAAUCAUUUGUUGGGGUUAAAUGUUAAAAGCUAUUAUUUUCAAAUAACAGCAGCUAUCUAUAGCCCUGAGCUAACCAGACUUUAAAGCACUUGGCCUCAACAACAACAAACACGCAAUGAAGAUGGCACCUAUGAAACUCUGCAAUGGAGGGAACUGAUAUGACCCAAUGAGAUAUAGAUUUGCAUCAAAUACGAAAAACAAAGAAAUAUGAUUCUCCACGCCCUGUUGACAGAUAAAUGUGGAGCUAAAAAAUGAUAUGCAUAAAUGACAAAAUCUCUCGAUUCAAGCUGUGAUCUGAAUAUUUCCUGUAACAUUUCGAAUAGCCCACAGUAGUCUACCGUUCGCGGGCGUAAACCUAUUUGCAUGUGGCCUAAUACAUCAAUAGCAUAAUAAUAUUAAUGAUAAUAAUAUUAAUAAUAAUUAUAACGUUAUUAAUAAUUAUAUUAAUAAUUAUUAUAAUGGAAGAAAUCAUGUAAAACAGCAUUUAAUAAUAACCAUAACCAUUUUUAUUUCACUGAGCUAAUUUCACUACUAGGCUUAUAAACUCUUGAUAAUUGAUAUAUUCUAGCAACUCGUGGUUGAUUUUUGCAAGAGUAUUUUUUCCACGCCCCUCUUGAAUAAAUAGGGGGUUUGCAGAAAUAGAGACAUUACUAUAAAACACACGUCAGUAAAGUUACGUUAAACCAACGUCGAAUAGACCUUGAAUUGACGUCUGUGCCCAGUGGGCCUAUUUUCUGCAAAUUCAUAUUUGGAAUUUGGAUGUAUGCCUAAUUAUCGUACGCCUGUUCAAAUUAUUUACGAAUCGGUUCCCAAAUGUCUCAGGAUGCAUAAUACGAUUAUUAAUCUAUUAAUCAAAGGUUACGGAUAAUAGUAUUGAAACGCAUUAAUAGUUGAGACACAAAUAGAUUAUUUAGGCCUACAUAUUUAAUGUCGACUGCGUUUGUUUAAGGACCAUCCUAGAGAUCAUAUAAUCCGGUGCGCAUCUUGAUAAGAGAAUGGGGGAGAUAUGGCUGAGGCAAAUGCAGACAGACUAUUGACAUUCAGCCGACAGCAUAAAGACUGCACUGAUCUGAAUCAGCCAAUGCAGGCUAUACAAAAAGCAUCACCGACGAGACUCCGUUUGAUUUUGGACUGUAGGCCUAUUUAGAGAGUCUAGAGACCCGUUUUUAGAUUAUUCUGAAACAUUUGACUUGAGCUGUUUUACAUUGUAAGCAGAAACGCCAUUUAGGCCUAGGCUAUGAAUCUUUGGGCCUUGAAAAAUACUUUGAAGUCCAAAGCAUAUACCUGGUCUAUAAUCAAUAUAGCUUAAACCUGCAUAAAAAGCAUAAUAAAGUUUCAUAAUUUUCCCUUUGUCUGAAAAAUCCAGUCGUUAUUUUUCUCCAUUAGUCAGUAGCGGGUGCGUUUGUAGCCUACUUUUCAGCUCGCGUGUUUUCAGUGCUCGCGCAGGGGCCUUCCAGUCGUUUCCUAUCCGGAUAUCUGCCGGUACCGAUAAGGAAGCAAGGCCAACACGUGUUUCCGUCCGUCGCGCGCUAGUACACUUACUUUUCUAUAGCAGUGGUCAAGCAGGCCAGUCCUCAAUUUAUAGGAUAGAGUAAAGCGAUUAGCACAACAUUUAAGUACACGUUAUGUGCACAGAAAACAAGCAAUGGAGAGCUAGAUGCAUGCAGGGCGCGCAGGGGAGGUGAAAUAAAUGGAUAUAUGUCCUGCUACCUGUGGGACCAAGGCUAGGGCUCCAGCCUCGACUUGUAGACUUCUUUACUAGGAAGUUUGUUUAUAUAGGGCAAUUUUGACACCAUUUGGGUAAUUUUCUACUUGACUCACUAGAGAGGUAUUUUGCAUUAAUGCAUGUUUUAAGAUUAUCUUUAGGUGUGUAGGCCCAUGCACUAUUCUGGUUGAGGGUUCAGAUUACCAUAUUUUGCUGUAGGGGUCUACUUACGUUUUAUGUGUGUAAAUGUCUCAUAUUAAGUGUGAAGAAUCCAUCUGUAAUGGCAGGGGAUCGCACAGGCUGCCUGGACACUGGAGGGCCUAUGGCCCCCCUCGCUACCUAAUCUCUAUUCAAUAGCAAUGCUUUGCAUCUGAGAGGAAGACCUUUGAUAGUCAGUGUUCAUCAGUGUACUACUGUGUCUGUGAAAUUAAAAAUAUUUCACAUGCUGGUAGAAAACUGUAGCCAAUAUAGACAACCCAUUACUUUCUUAUAUGAUCUAUUCAGCAUGACUUUUAUAGUGACCCCUGUUACUAUUUGGUGUAUUUGAUAAAUAUUCUGUCAGGGAAUGUAAAGACGGGAUACCUUUUUAUUGCAUAAUUCAGUCAUUAUUGAAACGCAUUGCAAUAAACUAUCACACAAUAUGAAUUCAUUUCUGUAAUCAUAUGCAAAUCUAUAACUAUAAGGAACAAUGUCCAUCUAAAACGGCAUGGAAUAUUAUAUGUUUUCUCGGCUCCUGGCAGCUGAUAUACAAAUACUAUACAUACCGCCUGGCACUAAUGUCAUUCCCAACCUAUGCUUUCAUGUGUUAUGUGUCCGUGCUGUUGUGGUCUAAUAAAGGCUUUCUUCAUGUUUCCCUCCAGUCUGCGGCCAGACGAGCCGGCACCUGUUGCGCUAACUGUCAGACGACCACCACCACACUGUGGAGGCGCAAUGGCAACGGAGACCCCGUGUGCAACGCCUGCGGCCUUUACUACAAGCUGCACAACGUAAGUCUUUCACUGCUGCCAGCCUGGCCAGCCUGACCGCCAGCCCUUACCCACACGUAGCCAGCCAGGUCAAGAAGACGAAAAGGUUGAAUUUAUUGGAAAAGGAUAAGAAAGAGGGAUAGGGAGACAGGGAAGGAGGGAGGGAUGGAGAGAUGGAUGCAGAGCUUGGCCCCUUAGACACACUGGGCCCUGUUGGUGUUUUCUUUCUUUGUGCUUGAUUAUUUCCAUGGUAGGCGUCAUCCCCUUGAGACUCACAAUGGUGGGACUGUUAUUCAGACAGACCAACUGCAUCUGUUCAAAUGAGGCAUAACUGUUGAAGUUUAAGCCUUGGUGUAUUGCCAUGUAUUACAUUGAAUAUGGCCUUGGUUUAGGGAGUAAGCUGCGUACCGUUUCUGCAUUUAGAAAAAAAGACAAAUAACUGUAUCUAGAGUUCUCAUAAUAAAUAAUAUGGUUAUUCCUGUACAUAGUCCAUUCAAUUCAAACAUAUUGAGUUGAUUAUAAACCCUUAGCACCAUCCCAACCCGGUCACUCAUCUCUCCCUCCAUCCCCUUCUCCCUACAGGUGAACCGGCCUCUGACCAUGAAGAAGGAAGGGAUCCAGACACGCAACCGCAAGAUGUCCAACAAGUCCAAGAAGGGCAGGCGGGGCAGCGACGGUUACGAGGAGCUGUCUAAGUGCAUGCACGACAAGUCCUCUCCUUUCAGCGCUUCCUCCCUGGCUGGACACAUGACCCACAUGGGCCACCUGCCCCCCUUCAGCCACGCCGGACACAUGCUGCCCACCCCCACACCCAUACACCCCUCCUUCGGCCACCCCCACCACUCCAACAUGGUCACCGCCAUGGGCUGA